AACAUGGGAGGGCUUUUGCACGCGCGUAACUAAAUCCAGCGGCUAGCUUGUGCCAUUCACGCCAUUACAUACGCAAAUCAUAUAUCAUGGGUGCAGUCCAACGCAAGCUGAUGCUAUUUUCGGCAGGAAGUGCGCAUCCGAGAGAACACGAUCAAUCAAAAACGUAUUCGUGGGAUACCAAACCGAGAGUGGAUGCCGCGAACUACACGGUGGAAAAUGCAAUUGACACAACUGUCACAAGAUGUCCAGGAAACGUCAACGGACAGCAGUUCGUCAUACGAAAUUGCCACAACGCCAGCCUCUAUGUACUGGAUCACAUCAACUCUGUGACGAUUGAUGACUGCACUAACUGCAACAUUGUCCUUGGCCCGACGCAGGGAAGUGUGUUCCUGCGCAACUGUAACAAUGUGCGACUUGCGUCUGCGUGUCAACAGCUGCGGGCCCGCGACUGCUUUGCCAUCGAUUCUUGGCUCUGUUGCUCCACUCAGCCAUCCAUAGAGUCCUGCUCCGAGAUGCGAUUUGGUUGUCUGACGCUGGCAUACGAACAGUUCCCAGAGCAGCUAAAGAAGGCCCGGCUCAGUCCAUUCAACAACCACUGGAGUGAAGUGUACGACUUUACUCCGACCAUACCAGAGCCAAACUGGUCACUGCUACCCCCAGAGGCAAUGCCACAGACUGUGGUCGAGGCAUGCCCUAUGCCCAUGAGCCUGGAUCCCCAGACAAGUCAUGUGCCGCUCACACUUGGACCCAGCUGCAAGCGUGAUGUGGAGAGGUGCCUGGUGGUACUCUUCUGGAACGACAAUCUACAGGAAAAUAGCAUGGCUUUUGUGCGGGGCAUGAAAGAAGCGCAGGCAGACCUUGUACAGACGCUAGAAGCAUGCCUGGAAGAUGGCUUGGCACAGUCCAUAUUCCAGAAUGGACAACAUGGAAAAGUUGCGAAGGGAUCAGCUGUUGCUCUCGAGUACACGGGCAUGGACUGCCGACAAGUAUGCCAGCAAAUUGCUGCCGGACUGACACCAGGAACACACUACAUCUCUCCCCAAGAGCUAGAGACGACAAAAAAGCAAAUCGAAGCUGCUUUCAACACAACCCAGUGCACCUUCUCUUGACGAUUUAUUGACGAUUUAUUAGUGGGCUGUGACGUCAUUGAAGUCACGAAUGGAGCAAAGAUGGGACUGGCAAGCAUCAUCUUGAUGUAUCGGGAGGAACUAUUUGGGCUGGAGUCCACUUUCCAUAUUCAAAUAUGUGUAAAAUGCAUUGGAGAGGGGGGGUGGCUAUGCACCCUCUCUACUCCCCAAAUUUGGUUUGCCAACAAGGGGGGACUAAAUUACCCAACAUUUGGUGUCCUGUACAGCACAUGCCUGUGAAGGAAUGAGACACUGAAAAGCGUUCAUCAUAUGUUGAGGUAAGUUUAAGAGCUCCGGAUUAGUUACGCAAGCUAUAUUUUUCUUUGUGUUUGAUCAAAUAAUCCAUAGUCACUGUUUGGGAAGCCUGGUGAAGGUUUGGGAGAUGGUGGUCGAAGUAAGCAAAUAUGGUAUAAUGUUGCACAUCUGUUAGCCUGAAAACAUUGUCGCAAUGUGCAGUAGUAAUUCAUUUAAAACCUUACUUAAACGUCAGGUUCAGAACAUACAGUUACGAUAAGUGUCAGCAGCCCUACGUCUGGUACAAACUUUGCAUUUUGUUUUUCUCAAUCCAACACAUGUGGCUAUUGUUCCUACAUACUAUUGCAGUACUGUGCUGGUUUUGAUGUCUCAAUAUUUUGUUAUUGCACUGCUGGUGAUGUACAGGGCAAAAUGUAGAGCAAGGCUUAGUAUAAUCAGAAUGAAUAAUAAAAGUAAACCAACA
Messenger RNA from Dermacentor albipictus, 1845 nucleotides. Its product is annotated as protein XRP2-like. Lineage: Eukaryota; Metazoa; Arthropoda; Arachnida; Ixodida; Ixodidae. Gene Ontology annotation, molecular function: GTPase activator activity. Gene Ontology annotation, biological process: post-Golgi vesicle-mediated transport. The record is from RefSeq and is a predicted model, not a curated record. Gene Ontology annotation, cellular component: cilium; periciliary membrane compartment.